UUUAAUGUUUGCUUACGUAUUGUUGCUUCUAUCGACAGUUGAUAGACUAUUGUAAAAGAAACUAAGCAAAGGUAGAGAGUGAUUGGCGAAUUAAAACUUUCAUUCUUAUUUGCUUGGAUGCAUCAGGAAAACUUAUACUUUUACUCUGCAAAAAUGCUUUGAACUUGAAGCUAUUUUUUAAAGGUUAUGAUAUUGCAAUAUGUUACAUGUGGGAAAAAUGUUUUGAAGUUUGGUCGAGAAUUUGAAUAAAUUUAAGGAUUUUAUCGCAUUAAGAAUUAACAAAAAUGAAGCAAAAGAACAGAGUUUUGAAUAUCAGUCCUGAACUGAAAUUCAGGAAGAUUCGUAGAGUUUGUGAGAACCAGAUGGAACAUAAUUUACAUUCGAUUGACAAGAAAUGCAAUAUUCAAAAGGAUAAGUUGGACAAUUCUAUCAAGUUAGUAAAGAAGCAAUUGGAAAAUUUGGAAUUUGAAAACAAUAGGAUCGGUGUAGCUCUUCCUAGGAUAACUUCCAGUUCAAUGUACGGUAGAUUAUCAGUGACUCCAGAAUCACGACAGAGUAUACGAAGAAGUGUUUCUUGUGUUUAUGGAGUACUUAGAGAUAGACAGUGUCCACACUUCCCCUGUACUGCUCCUGAUUCUUACCAUACGAUAGGAUUUAGACUGGAACCUGAAGAUACAACAUGGGUUUCUUGGAAAAAGAAGAAAAAGGAACUAAGUGACGUAGUUAGGUUGUCUAUGGAAAAUUCCACGUUGCUUAAUUCUGGAACUUCUCGUCUUCGAACUGAAAGACGAGAAGAAAUUCUGAAACAGGAAAUGAAAAGGCGUCGAAUUGAACAACAAAAACAGAAACCUCCUCUAUGGGAAACAAACUAUGGAAAACCUACGCCUAUCAGACGCAUAAAAUAUCCUGUUAGAUUAUUACCAUUAGACGAGAGUUUAUGAUGGAAUAUUUCUUAGUUCUUGAAAUAAAUCGGUAAACAAAAUCUUCAUUUUUUUGUCUUGUUAUAAUUUUUACA
Mytilus californianus (California mussel) is the source of this 1015-nucleotide messenger RNA. RefSeq lists its product as uncharacterized. The record is from RefSeq and is a predicted model, not a curated record. The transcript has a single exon. Lineage: Eukaryota; Metazoa; Mollusca; Bivalvia; Mytilida; Mytilidae. Bases 285 to 941 code for a protein of 218 amino acids.